UUGACGAGUUCCGGCUCGGCAGAGCGGAGUUCUGUCUGUGCACAAGGCAAUCACAUAAUUACUCUGGGAGCCACUAGAGACUCAGGGGCAGCCACUCACAAAUACCAAAAGUAAUCUGCUUAACUCAUGCAUAAACAUGUCUUUGAUCCGACAGAUCUACGCUUCAGCAGAUCGCCGCCCCUAGCGCGAAGGAAGAUCGCCAACCCGUUCCUGCCGACACAUUUACCAGCCACGCGUCGUCCAACAUCAUGUCGCCCCCACAAGCCAAGUCUCCGACGCCCAAAUCUGGCGUAACCCGCACCAGGACGGGAUGCUGGACCUGCCGCGGCCGCCGCAAGAAAUGCGAUGAGACCCGCCCCUCGUGCAUGGCCUGUCAGGGUCUGAAUCUGCAGUGCGAGGGCUAUGGGUUAAGGCUGAAAUGGGCGAUCAGGGGACAGCCUUGUGUGACAAUCCGCCAUGCAAAUCUUAGGAAGCCGAAGUCGAAAAGUCCGGAGGUAAAGCUUGAGGCCGACGGUACUCCGGUGUCGUGGCCGAACGUGUCGUUGGGAGACUGCGAGGACGAGAAAGACCAAAUCUUGUUGCAGUACCUUGGCUACGACACGUUCGCUUCACUGUCGAAGUUUGAAAGAGACGUUUUGUAUGACUUCGCAGAUUGGGGCGCUCUCACCCUGUUUGCGAAGCCUGCCACCGAGAGCAAGCCGGAUCCUGGAAGAUUCAAAGAAAGCUUGACCUACUGUGCGCAAUCACGGUUAAUGCUGCUGAACAGCCUCACCUACCAGAUCACAUGUGAUCCCAAGCACUCCAUGCACGUGGAUCGGUACUAUGGCCGGAGCAUCAAAGGGUUCCGACAAGCCUUAUCUGAUCCAGUGUGUUUUCAAGAAGAGAUGACACCGUACGCGGGAAUCUUGCUGUGCUCAAUAAGCAUGAACCGAGCAAUGCCUUUUAGCAUACACUUGAACGGUAUCGCCAGUAUUUUCCAUCAAAGAUUCGUUCUUCACUCUUCCACGGAGACUUCACGAGAGUUGGCUGGAUUGAUAGGCGUGCUGGACCUGCCUACUCACAGCCUAGGUCGGCAGAACGGGCACUUGCACAUGUGGCAUGACCACUGUAUGGGUCAAACUGGCGUCGAGGAGGUGAGCGGUUUGCCAUGCAGUUUACUCGACUUGUUCGCUUCAAUGAUGGAUGAUGAUAUUGAGGAUCGAUUGUCGCAGUGGCCAGGUGAGCCAGGUGAACCUGUGAUGUGCAAGAUUUGGGAGGCGACACAACUUGCAGGGCUGAUCAGAAUCCGAGAUCUUCGCCUGGACCAAGGCUUGCCUGCUCAACCGGAUCGGAAUGCGAUCGUCCCCGCGGUACGGCAGGUACUAGAUCUGUUGCAGGGCCUGCGGGUGAGACUGGACCCCAGCACAUUCGCAUCGACGGAGAGCCUACUUCUUCCAUUAGCCGCCGCUGGUUCACAGACAUCAGCUCUCAUCGAAAGCGACCGCACAUUUAUCAGAGAAUGUGUUAAUUCACUCGCAGGCCAUUCGCUGAGUAGCUAUCCGUACUACGAAGGUGUCGUGAGUGUACUGGAGACGCUCUGGGCAAGUGACGGUUGCAAAACCUUGGACAGUGUCUCCAGGGACAUGGGCUUCGAGCUAGGCCUGUUCUGAAUAUCCAUCAUCGAGAUUAUUGUUUCAUUACAGCAGGGUAUCAAUGCUAUCCGUACACAAUCCUUCUACAAAUAGCUCGACGCCGACAUUGGAGAAGAAUAUGGAGAAUCCACGCUGUAAAUUUACCAGAUGAUUGAGCUUUUCCCACCGAAGAAGCCAGUAUGCGCCGAAAGAGAACACCGCGAAAAAGCUUGGU
Messenger RNA from Didymella exigua CBS 183.55, 1845 nucleotides. RefSeq lists its product as uncharacterized. NCBI's taxonomy places the organism in Eukaryota, Fungi, Ascomycota, Dothideomycetes, Pleosporales, Didymellaceae. The record is from RefSeq and is a predicted model, not a curated record. The transcript is spliced from 3 exons. Gene Ontology annotation, molecular function: DNA-binding transcription factor activity, RNA polymerase II-specific; transcription cis-regulatory region binding; zinc ion binding. Gene Ontology annotation, cellular component: nucleus. Gene Ontology annotation, biological process: positive regulation of transcription by RNA polymerase II. Bases 249 to 1649 code for a protein of 466 amino acids.